Molecule: messenger RNA, 862 nt
Organism: Ziziphus jujuba (common jujube)
Lineage: Eukaryota; Viridiplantae; Streptophyta; Magnoliopsida; Rosales; Rhamnaceae
Product: small ribosomal subunit protein uS19x
Exons: 4
Coding region: 157-615 (152 amino acids)
Biological process (GO): ribosomal small subunit assembly; translation
Cellular component (GO): cytosolic small ribosomal subunit; ribosome
Molecular function (GO): RNA binding; structural constituent of ribosome
Source: RefSeq, a predicted model, not a curated record
UGGGUUAAUCUUUCUAGGGCUCCAGUCGUCACUAACCACAGGACCCCUAUAUAUAAAUUUUGAAAAAUCUUAAGCCUUUUUUCUCAGAAAACCCUAGCGGCCACCAGAUCGAAGGAUUAGGGUUUGCGUUUCUUUCUGCUGAAGCUUAUUUCAACCAUGGCCGAUGUUGAGACUGAAGUCGCUGCCACGGGCAUCCCAAAGAAGAGGACGUUCAAGAAGUUCUCUUUCAGAGGCGUCGAUUUGGAUGCACUCCUCGACAUGUCCACCGACGAGCUUGUGAAGCUCUUCACUGCUCGUGCUCGCAGAAGGUUUCAGAGGGGUUUGAAGCGCAAGCCCAUGGCUCUGAUCAAGAAGCUGCGCAAGGCGAAAAGAGAUGCUCCACCCGGUGAGAAGCCUGAGCCAGUCCGUACUCACCUUCGCAACAUGAUCAUUGUUCCAGAGAUGAUCGGGAGCAUUAUUGGAGUCUACAAUGGCAAGACCUUCAAUCAGGUUGAGAUAAAGCCUGAGAUGAUUGGUCACUAUCUUGCCGAGUUCUCAAUCUCUUAUAAACCUGUGAAGCAUGGGAGACCUGGUAUUGGUGCUACCCAUUCAUCAAGGUUCAUUCCACUCAAGUGAGAAGUCAAUGCCAACCACCUAGAAUACUCAAUCUUGUUAUUUUCUAUAGACUUCUAUGUCAGAUGAAAUUUUUGUUUCGUUAUUCUGAGUUGGUUGAAAAUGUUUUAAUGUUAUUAGUUUAGGUAAUGGUUAUAGUUUAAGAUUUUGCAUAAUCUACAAUAUGGUUCUCUUGUUUUUUAAUUGAUUACUUAUGUGGUACUGCAAUUGAGAUUCAAGAAGGCUCCUCUUUCUUGUGUUUGAGCGUUAA